This is a messenger RNA of Gossypium arboreum, 363 nucleotides long. RefSeq lists its product as uncharacterized. Bases 1 to 363 code for a protein of 120 amino acids. The record is from RefSeq and is a predicted model, not a curated record. The transcript has a single exon. Lineage: Eukaryota; Viridiplantae; Streptophyta; Magnoliopsida; Malvales; Malvaceae.
AUGGUCGCUGAUGCAUUAAGUAGGAAGUCAUUUUUUGCCGUGAGAGCUAUGAAUACUCAGUUGUCUGUAAUCGAAUAUGGUUCGAUUCUAGUAGAGUUGAGACCUAGACCUAUGUUUCUCCAAGAAAUUUGUAAUGCUCAGAAGAGUGAUAAAGAUUUGCAAGCCAAGAUGACUCAGUGUGAGACAUUUGACAGAUCUGAUGUUCAGAUUAGUACCGACAGUUGUUUGAUGUUUCAAGAUAGGGUCUGUGUACCAAGAGAUGAUGAGCUUAUUGGGAAAAUUCUUCUCAAGGCACAUAAUAGCUGUAUAUCAAUCCAUCUAGGUAGUACUAAGAUGUAUAAUGACCUGAAGAGAUUGUAUUGA